Molecule: messenger RNA, 6750 nt
Organism: Diaporthe citri
Lineage: Eukaryota; Fungi; Ascomycota; Sordariomycetes; Diaporthales; Diaporthaceae
Exons: 9
Coding region: 1-6750 (2249 amino acids)
Molecular function (GO): helicase activity; ATP hydrolysis activity; ATP binding
Source: RefSeq, a predicted model, not a curated record
AUGACCCUCAUCAGUCAAGACACGGCAGACUCUGCCAGAGCUGGCCGGCUCGCUGGCCUAUUUCGCAACGUCCUCAACGGGAACCGGAAAAUCCGGUCUGCCAACGAUGCAAAACUGUUCUUUGAGGCUGCUCGAGCUCAAGCAGCACCGAGCUCAUGCGUUGAGGCUAUCGUUGCCAGCAAACAUGGCAUCGAGGCCUUGCAACUGGCCGUGCGUGUGGACCUGUCAGUCUCUUUCCUGCAGACACAAACACUACGAUUCCUUGCAUACCUGGAUGACGCCCAGUUGAGCAUCCUCGCCGGUGGGCAGUUUCUCCAACACACCCUCGUGGCCCUUGUCAAGCCGCCCACCUUCUGGAACGAGCUCGUCACUGCCGCUCGGAGCGGUGCUCUCGACGAGGAGGCGUUCCAGGUGUUUUCCUGGCUCUGCUUCGCUCUUCUAUCCCUGCCUGAGACUGCAGAAGUCGACAUUCUCACAGACGUCGUGCCUAUGGACCAGAGCAAGCGUUUCAUCGAAGCAUCGUCGCCGGAGACCCGGAAGAUAGGCUACAAGAUCCAGCGCCUGUUGCAACUUCGAACAUCUCCCAACAGCAAGUCCAUUGAUGGCUUUGCUCCGGGUGGGAGACAUGACAACGACUUUGCGGAUUUCAGAAAGGUCGCGGUCUACCCGACCACCGACGAGUUCCUCUCCAAUGAUCGGCCGUUCUACCGGCGGGUCAAGGAGGUCUUCGAGACGGACAUGUCAGAACGAGCUGCAGUUCACUUGGAUAACACUUACCGGCUGACUCGAGAGGACCUCUUGGGGGAAUUGAGGAGUGACUGGCAAAUUGCACAAGGCCGAAAGAGCGGGAGAAGGUCGGCUCUCACACUUCGCAAGCUCUGGCCGGCGUUUUUGGAACUAGGGGACGAAAAAGCACGGAAGAAGUGUUCCCUUGCGCUUCGAUGCGGUGCAGGUCUGGAGGAACUCGGGAAGAAGCACCGUGACGCUCAGAAGAAGUGGCUCCAGGACAACAAGAGUUACCUUCGCCACCAAGCAUUCGGCGCUCUUUACCAAGGGCAUGAGAUCUUCGGCUUUGCUUUUGUUGACCGUGAGAUUGAUGGUCUUCUCGAGUCUCCCCCGGUGGUCAUUCUACAGUUCACAGACCACCAGGCGUUUAAAAAGGCGCUCUUGGCGCUGAGGACCAGGCAGGACGUCAGAUUCACCCUGGUGGAUACACCUGUCUUUGCGUACGAGCCAGUGCUGGAGCGCCUCAAGGACAUGAUGGAACUCCCUCUACAGGAGCAGCUGCUGGACGCUUCGCAAGCUACAGAUGACUUCACCCCACACAAGGCCAUUCAGCUGAUCACUGAACGUCUUGCUUCAAACCGCACGGGUGUAUCGAUCGAGAUUAAGAAUGGUCAUGUCAACAAGACAUUCCAGCUGGAUUACUCUCAGCGUCAGUCUUUGAUCAACGCACUCUCCAGGAAGGUCAGCGUUAUUCAAGGCCCCCCAGGUACCGGUAAAUCUUUCAUCGGUGCACUUGCAACACAUUUCAUCAUUCAGAAAACAAACUACAAGAUCCUCGUCAUCACGUACACCAACCACGCUGAGGAUCAAUUUCUUGAGGACCUGCUAGAUCUUGGCAUUGAAGAAGAGUCCAUAGUUCGACUGGGCUCCAAGUCCACGCCGAGGACUGCUUCUUUGCUUCUGUCCAAGCAACAAUCCGGAUAUCGACGAACCAAAGACGCGUGGGCUGCUAUUGACAGGUUGAAGGGAGAAGCUGCCGAACAAAGCGUGGAUUUACGCAAAGCUUUCUCGAGUUACCUCCAGACCUACCCAACAUUCCAUGACAUACAGGACCACCUCGAAUUCUCUGAGGAAGAUUCGCAUUUCUACGAGGCUUUUCUUGUUCCAACCGAAAACGAUGGUUAUAAGAAGGUCGGAAAGAAGGGGAAAGCAAUCGCUGAGGACUAUCUGUACGAACGUUGGAGAUGUGGGCAAGGGCCCGGCAUUUUUGGACCACACUCUCUCAAGAACCAUCAAAAUGUGUGGAACAUUGCACCUCUGCUACGGAACAAAUACAUUGAAAAGUGGUUCUCGAGCAUUCUCCAGGAAAACGCUGGACGUGUUCAAGAAAUCGCCAGGCAGUACGAUCUUGCCCAGGAGCGAAUGGACACCCAAUUCAAUGAGAGCAAAGUCUCAAUCCUGCGCGACAAGCGCAUAAUCGGGUGUACAACCACCGCCGCUGCCAAGUACACGAAACUCAUCGCUUCUGCGCAGCCGGAUAUUGUGAUAGUGGAAGAGGCCGGUGAAAUUCAGGAAAGCCACAUUCUCACGGCCUUGACACCGUCUGUCAAACAGCUCAUUCAGAUCGGAGACCACAAACAACUUCGUCCAAAAAUCAACAACUAUCAACUCACAGUUGAGAAGGGAGACGGGUACGACCUAAAUCGCUCCCUAUUCGAGCGGCUGAUACUGCAGGGACAUCCGCACACAACCUUGCGGAAACAACACCGCAUGCAUCCGGAUAUUUCACUCCUUGUCAAGGAACUCACAUAUCCAGACUUGGAAGAUGGUCCGAAAACAUCGGCUCGUGAGCCAAUCCGCGGGCUCGACGACCGCGUCAUUUUCGUCAACCACAACCACCCUGAGCUGCAGAACGAUAGAAUCGGCGACCGUCGUGACCAGGACUCCAAGUCCAGCAAAGAAAACGACUUCGAAGCAAGAAUGGUCUUGAAAACCGUAAGGUUCUUGGCGCAACAGGGCUAUGGCACGAAGAACAUGGUUGUUCUCACGCCAUAUCUCGGCCAACUGCGCCUUGUGAGAGACAUGCUCAUAGACGAUGUCGACCCACUGCUGAGUGACCUCGACUCUCACGAGCUCAUUCAAGCAGGCUUGAUGACCAAGGCGGCCGCAAAAGUCGACAAGUCACCACUUCGCAUAUCGACCAUCGAUAACUACCAGGGUGAGGAGGCCGACAUAGUCCUUGUCUCCCUGACCCGGAGCAACGGAAAUGGAGACAUUGGCUUCCUCGCGGCGCGCGAGCGGCUCAACGUUCUUCUCUCUAGAGCGCGGAAUUGCCUCAUCAUGUUUGGCAACAUGGAGACCUACAUGCAAAGCAAGAAAGGAACAGAGACAUGGAAUCCCUUCUUCAAGCUUAUGAAGUCCAAGAACCACAUCCAUGACGGACUCCCGGUCAAGUGCGAGAAGCAUCCUGACAGGAAGUUCCUUCUCCAGGAGCCAGACGACUUCGACAAAUGCUGUCCGGAUGGCGGAUGUACCGAGAAAUGCGAUGCUCCUCUCAAUUGCGGCCUGCACAAUUGCAACAUGCGCUGCCACCGUGUAGAUGAUCACUCCAAGAUGCCAUGUCCGCACAAGGUGGAGAGGGCCUGCGACAGGGGCCACAAACUCAAGAUGCCGUGCCACAUGCGGAACGACAAGUGCCGUACGUGCGCACACGAGGACCUGGAAACAGAGCGGAGAAUCAAGAGGGACCUGAAGCUCGAGGCCGAAAGGCAGGCCCGCGAGGCGGCAUACAAGAGGGAGCUCCAGGAGAUUCAGGACGAGAUUGAUCACGAGCGGCGCACGAUCAGGUACCGCAAGGACGAGGAAGAGCAACAAAAGACGCUCGCGCAGCAGCGAGCGGACCUUGCCGCUUUGAAGCAGACCGCAGAACGGGUUCUGAAGGCGGAAAAGGCACAGGCUAAGCAGAAUAUGCCUGGGUCGUUUCCUGGGGUUGACCCUCCGACUCCCCCGACUGAUGCAGAGUCGUCCGACAGUCUGCAAGAUCUUCCCGACGGCGCAGCGCAAGAGUGGCAAUACCUCAAGCAGCUCGAGGGGGCCAAGAGCGAGUCUCUGGACGAGCUGAUGGGCAUGAUCGGGCUCGAGGAAGUGAAGUCGGAGUUUUUGUCUGUCAAGUCGAGGGUUGACACGGCGAUUCGGCAAGAUGUCUCGCUGGGCAAGGAACGAUUUGGUUGUUCCAUGUUGGGCAAUCCUGGAACAGGGAAAACCACCGUUGCUCGCAUUUAUGCUCAAUUCCUUACUUCGCUCGGCGUCAUUCCUGGCAGCUGCUUCAAAGAAGAGACUGGAGCUAGUCUGGCCAAUGCCGGGGUAUCUGGCUGCAAGAGUAUCAUAGAUGAGAUAAUGAACGACGGUGGUGGUGUACUCUUCAUCGAUGAAGCCUAUCAGCUCACGUCCGGAAACAGCUUCGGGGGCGGAGCUGUCCUGGAUUACCUCUUGCCAGAGGUCGAGAACCUCAAUGGCAAGGUGGUUUUCAUCCUCGCUGGCUACAGAAAGCAAAUGGAGAGCUUCUACGCACACAAUCCCGGUCUGCCAUCGAGAUUUCCCAUCGAGAUGAAGUUUGACGACUACACAGAUGAGGAGCUGAUGCGCAUAUUCGAGCUGAAGAUGCGUAAGAAAUAUGACGGUCGAAUGAAAUGCGAAGACGGUUCGAGAGGUCUCUACUCUCGGAUCGUGACCAGGAGGGUGGGUCGCGGCCGGGGCCGGGAGGGUUUCGGUAAUGCCAGGACGAUUGAGAACACACUGGCCGUCGUCAGCUCACGACAGGCGACUAGGCUGAGGAAAGAACGGCGUCAAGGCAAACAUCCCGAUGAUUUCUUGUUCAUCAAGGAAGACCUCAUCGGCCCCGAGCCAACGGAGGCCCUGACGGGGAGCGAGGCCUGGAAGAAGCUGCAGAAACUUUUUGGCCUCGAGGCAGUCAAGGAAGCAGUCAAGUCCCUUGUCGACAGCGUCAAGCAGAAUUAUACCAGGGAGCUUGAUGAGCAACCGCCCAUCGAAUACUCUUUGAACCGUGUGUUUCUGGGCAAUCCCGGGACAGGGAAGACCACUGUGGCCAAGCUGUACGGGGCGAUUCUUGUGGAUCUGGGAUUGCUCUCGAAAGGCGAGGUGAUCAUCAAGAACCCUUCAGAUUUCGUCGGUUCCCACCUCGGUGAAUCCGAGAAACAGACGAAAGGCAUAUUGGCCGCAUCUUUGGGCAAGGUCCUAGUCAUCGAUGAGGCAUAUGGGCUUUAUGGCGGCCAGGGCUCCACAGCCGAUAUCUACAAGUCAGCCGUCAUCGACACCAUUGUCGCUGAGGUACAAAGCGUCCCUGGAGAUGAUCGAUGUGUCUUGCUCCUCGGAUACAAAGAUCAGAUGGAUACAAUGUUCCAGAAUGUCAACCCGGGUCUCAGCCGGCGCUUCCCAAUGUCUUCGGCCUUUAAUUUUGAGGAUUUCGACGACGAGGCCCUGCGCCAGAUACUGAAUCUGAAGCUGAAGCAGCAGGGAUACCAUGCCACAGAUCAAGCUAAGCGGGUGGCCAUGGACAUUCUUGGUCGAGCGAGGAACCGCCCAAAUUUUGGCAACGCUGGAGAAAUCGACAUCAUGCUUGACGCCGCAAAGGCAAGGCAUCAGUUGAGGCUCUCGCACAAGGAGACUGACUCGGCUUCUACUCUCGAGGCACUGGACUUUGAUGAGAAUUUCGACCGUGCUGAACGCGCCGAGACUAAUGUUUCCAUGCUAUUCGAAGGAACCGUUGGUCAGGAGGACGUCAUUGCAAAAUUGCAGGGCUACCAAGAGACAGUCAGAACGAUGAAGUCCUUGGAGCUGGAUCCCAAGGAGGACAUACCAUUCAACUUCCUCUUCCGGGGGCCUCCUGGCACCGGAAAGACUACAACAGCAAAGAAGAUGGGCAAAGUCUUCUACGACAUGGGGUCCUCGCCACAGCUGAUGUUGAGGAAUGCUCCGCCACCGAUCUUAUCGGCCAAUACAUUGGCGAAACUCGACACCGCUCUAGGAAAGGUUCUCUUCAUCGACGAGGCGUACCGCCUUGCCGAAGGCCAUUUUGCCAAAGAAGCCAUGGACGAGCUAGUAGAUGCCACAACGAAGGACAAGUACGCCAAGAAGUUGAUCAUCAUUCUUGCUGGCUAUGAGAAUGACAUUAACCGCCUAAUGACGACCAAUCCCGGGCUUACUUCUCGCUUCCCUGAGGUUAUUGACUUUCGAACUUUGCGGGCCGAUGAGUGUGUGAAGUUGCUCCUGCAGGCGCUGAUGUCACACAAGAGGCGCCUCUCAAGCCCCAAGUCAAAAAGGAAAGUCAACCUUGACGUUUCCGUGCUUCAGCCGCCGGAGGAGCCUCUUGCGUCCAAGUUGAAUCACUUGUUCUCUGAGCUAUCGAAGCAGGAAAAUUGGGCGAGUGCUCGGGACGUGACAACCCUUGGCAGAACCAUCUUCAACGUCGUCGUACAAGACAAGCAAGGCAUUGCAAAUGGUCAUUUGACCGUCGGCGGAGAUGUCGUCGAGGCCGAGCUGAUGAAGAUGCUCCACGAGCGUGCAAGCCGGAGCGUGGAUCACGGCAGGUCAUUUCCUUCACUGGAAGAUUUUGACCAAGCUCCCUUCCAGGUGCCCCCGUCUUCCGCCAGGCCCCAGAUCAAGACCCAGACCACCAUGAAACAGUCUGUGACAGACCGUGACUCGGCUCCACCAGAAAAGGAAGAGGACCCGAGGAAGAAAGCAACUCCUAUCAACCAAGCGGCAGAGCUAUCCAAGCGAGAGGCCACGCGAGAUGCCGGAGUUAGUGAUGAAGUGUGGGAGCAGCUCCAGAAGGACAAGCAGGCCGGGGAGCAACGGGAGCAGGAGUACCAUGACCUGCUCAGGGCGCAACGGACUGCCUCGGACGCGGCGAGGGAAGCGAUCGUCAAGAGAUUGCUCGAAGAAGAGGAGCGCAGGCGGAAGGAAGAGGAGGCGCGGAAGAAGCUGGAGACGAUGGGAUUAUGA